CUUUCUAAUUCCUUUACGCCUCUCCGUCGUGAAAAAGCUAACACAAAGGAGAGGAUUUUGACGUAAAAACUAUGGCCACCGAAGCACCGGUAGAGGCGACGGAGAUUCCGCCGGUCGCGGCGGCAGAGUCGGUGGAGAAGCAGCCGCAUAAGCUAGAGAGGAAGUGGACGUUCUGGUUCGAUAACCAGUCUAAACCGAAACAAGGCGCCGCUUGGGGAAGUUCUCUUCGAAAAGCUUAUACUUUUGAAACUGUUGAGGAAUUCUGGAGUUUAUAUGAUCAGAUAUUCAAGCCCAGCAAGUUGACUGUUAAUGCGGACUUUCAUUUGUUCAAAGCUGGGAUUGAGCCCAAAUGGGAAGAUCCUGAGUGUGCCAAUGGUGGCAAGUGGACUGCUACGAGCAGCAGAAAGGCUAAUCUCGAGACUAUGUGGCUUGAAACACUGAUGGCAUUGGUCGGUGAGCAAUUUGAUGAGUCAGAAGAUAUAUGUGGAGUGGUUGCUAGUGUGCGUAGGAGUCAGGAUAAACUUUCCUUGUGGACUAAGACUGCCACCAAUGAAGCAGCUCAGAUGGGCAUUGGUAGGAAGUGGAAAGAGAUCAUUGAUACCGAAAAGAUAUCCUAUAGUUUCCAUGAUGAUUCUAAAAGGGAGAGGUCAGCUAAGAGCCGAUAUACUGUGUGAAUUUCUUUAUCGUGUGGGAUUAACACCACUCCUUAAGCUCUACCAAUACUGAAAUUGUACGAUUAGCACUUUUUUGCGCUUGUCUGCUGCAAAUUUUGAUCUUAUUGAAAUUUAUUCGAACUUGAUGUAUGUUUGGAUGUAUUGCGUUAAAAGAUUU
Messenger RNA from Solanum stenotomum, 831 nucleotides. Its product is annotated as eukaryotic translation initiation factor. Gene Ontology annotation, molecular function: RNA 7-methylguanosine cap binding; translation initiation factor activity. NCBI's taxonomy places the organism in Eukaryota, Viridiplantae, Streptophyta, Magnoliopsida, Solanales, Solanaceae. The coding region runs from base 72 to 674 and encodes 200 amino acids. Gene Ontology annotation, cellular component: eukaryotic translation initiation factor 4F complex; cytoplasm. The transcript is spliced from 5 exons. Gene Ontology annotation, biological process: translational initiation. The record is from RefSeq and is a predicted model, not a curated record.